Plenodomus lingam JN3 is the source of this 1503-nucleotide messenger RNA. RefSeq lists its product as uncharacterized. Lineage: Eukaryota; Fungi; Ascomycota; Dothideomycetes; Pleosporales; Leptosphaeriaceae. The record is from RefSeq and is a predicted model, not a curated record.
AUGAGCUCGUCCUCGCGAUCUGCCCGUCCGGAAAAGGAGUCUCCCAGAAGUGCCCGCCCCGCCGCCAACGACCGCACACGUUCGGACCGCGAAAAGACACGUGCCAAGGAAUCCCGCAGCGAACGCAAGUUCAACGCCGUCGACAGUGAGUCCUCGGCAGACGAAAAGGCACGCUACGAAGCCGACUGGAAGCGGCGCAGCGAGGAAGAUGCGGCACGCAAGCAGGCUGCAGAGUCGCGACGCAAGGCAGAAGACCGCCGAUCCUACGAAGAGACACGGUACGCCCCGUCCAGCGCGCGCAAGCUGAGUGUGCAGGAAGAGGAGGCCAUUCGCUACCAGCACAAGUCACGUGGCCAGGUCGAAGCCGAGAUGACUCGCCCGACGUACACGAGAACUUCGUCUAGAGAUGCCUACGGCCCUGAUCACCGCUCUUCACGACGCCCAGACGUCCGACCAGAGGCGCCUCGACGAUCGUCAGCUCGGCCCAAGGAGCGUACCGAACGCACCAUGCUGUCUUCUGGCCGCGGCAUUCCUGAGAUUGUCGAGUGGAGUGACGACAGGAGAGCCCCUCCCAUCUUCAAGCACUCGGCCUCGUCGCCCGCCAACAUCGAGGUGCCGCGUUCCAUGCCUCAGCGAUCCUACACUAGCGAGGUCCCUCGCGAGCACCGCCGUCCAGACAAGUCGCCACCAGCCCCUCUCCACCGCUCCGCCACCAUGCCCGCCAAUCAUUCGGCACCCCGCCAAAAGGCACCCACUGCCGCUCGCCCCUCUGGCCUGCGGGAACCCGUGGCCCCUGAACACCACAGCCCCGAGCACGACGCCUUCCCGUCUGUACCGCUACCGCAGCCCUCGUCUAGCACGAAGAAGUAUUACUACACCACUACUGGCAACGGCGUCACCAGUCUCCGCCCAGAAGAGAUGCCCGGCUCUGCAAGCAAACCACGCACUGUCCUCCGCGAACCUGGACGCCACCAUCAGCGCUCCCCGUCUCCUCUCUCCCGCCCACCCAUUGGACCCAACCGCCCGUCUGAAGCCACCACCACUUCUUACUCCACAAAGCCCGUUUCAGCCGCACGCCCCCCGCCCAUGGACCGCACUACCUCGACCCGCAACAUCUCCCCCAUUCGCCAUUCCGAAGAUCGCGGCCGCUCCAGCCGCAAGCUGUAUGGCGAAGUGAACGACCCAAGGCGAGCACGCCAGGCAAGUUACAGCCCGAGCGAAGUGCAGUAUGCGCGCAAGUACGGUCCCGAGGAUGUGAGAUGGGCACCAAGAGGGCGCGAGAAUGAGAAGGACUGUCCAGCGACGAAGCCAUCCCUAGGAAGGACGGCAAAGAUACCCAUCUCCAUCCACAAACCCGGCAUCACUUUUCCGGCGUACUUCGGCAUGAUUCCCCAUCCCAGGCUCAUCUUUAUCUCCAUGCAACCAGGCGUUCCACGGCAUAUUUCCCCCAUCAUUGUCUCCUACUCCGACGCUUGCAAGGGCUGCACUUGGCGUCGAGAGUAG